AUGGGGAAGCAAAAGCAGAAACAAAAGUUUUACGCCGUUGCCAAAGGGACAACUACCGGAAUAUUUGACUUACCAUGGGACCAAGUCCGUCUGUAUGUCGAUGGGUACCCAGGAGCUGUCUAUAAAGCCUUCUCUACAAGGUCGGAGGCCAUGAAUUGGUGGCUUGAAACCUACAAAGAUGAGAUCGGGGCACAGACGGAGCCUAGAGUCAAACGAGCUCGUCCCAAUACAAGUAACAAAAGCCUGCUCACCCUCGAACCUAUCCGCCCUAAGAAAACCCCUCGGCAGGGUGAGGAUUCAAGAAUCAUGAACUGUGCAGUGGAUUUCGCAUCACCACCACCAUCCUCAGACGGCUCUUUUAUGAGCUGCCUUGAGGAAGUUGAACCCGAAUUAUCAAUGGUGCGACCCUCUCACUCUGCCGUUGUGCCAUCUGAACAUAUAUCUCUCCCAGAAACCAGUGAUGAAGUCAAGAGUCUACCACACAUAGUGGAGGAACCGGCGAUACCUCUGACCCCAGAACAAGAUAAUAUUCUGCAGGCGGUUUUGAAGGGCGAUAACGUUUUCUUCACUGGGCCUGCAGGCACUGGGAAAUCCCUUGUGUUAGCCCACAUAAAAUACAAGCUAUCCAAAGACAAUCUUGUCUACGCUGUGACGGCCCCAACCGGAAUCGCUGCAGUGCUUGUACAGGGUGUGACAAUCAAUUCGUUCUUUGGUCUGGGUACGGGUGAACAGGGCCUUCAACAUUACCUGCGAACUAGGGGCGAUUUUUCGGAAGUUAUUCGAAAAAAAAUGCAAGAAACCGAUGUACUUAUUGUGGACGAAAUAUCGAUGGUUAGCCCCGAUCUUUGGGGGAAGGCAGAUAGGAUAGCGAGAUUUCAUAGAGGAGGUGGCAAAAUGUCCUCAGAACCGUUUGGGGGCAUGCAGGUUAUCGUUUGUGGUGAUUUCUACCAACUCCCACCCGUCGAACGUGAGGACAAAAAGAACUGCCUCCACUGUGCAGAACCUUUCCCGCCAAAAGCCGAAAGAAGAUAUCUUACAGGAAAAAGUUUUCUUGACGGCCCGCUAGCCGCGAACGGUUGCUAUUUCCCGGAACUCGUCGAUGACAAUAGAUGGCUGAUCUGCAAAGGGAAAAAUUGCCAAUCUCGCAUGAAUGACUCAGUUAAAUUCGUGUUCCAAACGGAAACCUGGCAAAGCUUGAGCUUUAAAAGCCUGGUUCUUACGAAGGUUCACCGACAAAGCGACCAGGAAUGGGUCAAUAUAUUGGAUUCCAUCAAACACUCCAACUUGACCCCCGAAGUCGAAAGUUAUCUACGACGGCUUGUCCGACCAUUACCGCAGCUCCCCAAUGGCAUUCGUGCCACUAACUUGUAUUCGCACCGAAGAGAUGUUGACGCCGAGAACCAGCAAGGGCUGAACGAGCUACCCGGCGAAGAGUACUUCGUUAAGUCGAUAGAUGGGGGUUGGGUUGUUCCUCGUACAGAGGAUUCGGUAGUUAUCGAUCGGACUCAGACAAUACCGUUUCAUAUGAUCGUCGGAAGCCCCUAUAACAUCUACUUCAACACUCUCCAGGCAACUAGGGAAUUGAAGCUGAAAAUGAACGCCCAGGUAAUGCUGGUUAGUAACUUAGAUGUGAAGAACCAACUGGUGAACGGAUCAAGAGGGAUCGUAAAGGGAUUCCAGCGUUUCACUCUAGAAAAGCUUUUGGAAAAUGCGCGAUCUGAAAAAUCCAGUAAAGCUAUCCUAAAGGUUUUUUUCGAUUCCAAACAAAAGGACGGGUAUGUAAGCAUACCUUUGGUAUCGUUCCUACCAUUAGCUACGGCGGCGUCUGUUCGGCCAGGGGGGGGCAUGACCCCGAGGCCCCCUAUUCCGAUAUUCCCUGUAGCCUGGGAUAGUAAAGCAUACAUUGACGAAUCAAGGUCUGCUCUACUCCAACGAAUUCAAAUACCACUCACACUAGCCUGGGCGACGACAAUCCAUAAAUCUCAGGGAAUGACGCUCGACUACACUACAGUUGACAUCCGAAAAUCAUUUGCCGCCGGACAAUCCUAUGUAGCGCUCUCGAGGAGUCGGUCCCCCGAGGGCCUGUCUAUUCUUCUUCCUACCUGGGGUGGGCUUUCUAAAGUGAUCAUGACUAAUCCGGUAGUUGAGAGAUUUACCAAUCUUCUAAUAGCCUGCUCAACGGCGGUGCCGUCCCAAGAUCGCAACCGAAUGAAAGACGGCCCCCGACUCCAACCAGGCGCUGUUAGUGUUGGCAGCAUAGAUGAGAAUGACUUCGACCCCUUGGAUACCCUUGAAGAAUGGACUUCACGUCAACAACGGCAACGGCAACCACCACAAGCACGGCGCCCCGUUUUUAAGCAAUCCGUUGACCAAUUCAAAGCGAAUGGUCGAGGAACAGCAGUAAUUGCUACAAAUCCUAUGGGUUUGCUAAAUACCCACUUGGAACCAGUGUGUCAACCUAUGAAACGGCCAAAAGGUGAAGUAGGUCCCCGUAAACCUAGAGAUCCUACUCAAACUAGUCAAGGCGCUGCUUCAGAAAACCCCAUUUACAUACGCUGA
Molecule: messenger RNA, 2559 nt
Organism: Orbilia oligospora ATCC 24927
Lineage: Eukaryota; Fungi; Ascomycota; Orbiliomycetes; Orbiliales; Orbiliaceae
Exons: 5
Coding region: 1-2559 (852 amino acids)
Biological process (GO): DNA repair; telomere maintenance
Molecular function (GO): ATP hydrolysis activity; DNA helicase activity
Source: RefSeq, a predicted model, not a curated record